CUUCAAACUUAUCAACGGCUACACAAGAUGGCGGUCGGCCAGAAACCGCUACGUCACCCGGUGCGUUCAGGGGAGUGUCGCCCAAAUCUCGCGCAUUGCUAAGAAAAAAAAACAAAACCGGAACGUUGACCCACAUUGCUUCUCUCUCUCACUCCUGGGCAGGCCAGGGAGAAAAAUACAGCAAGCAUGUCUGUUGAGAGCAGGCGACGUUGUCAGUAGAAACUUCGCUGGCCACCCGAGUUAAGAUGUAGGUCUCUGUUCGUGCGAUCGCAACAGUUUUAUCGGUGACCUGCGGGGAACCCAGCCCAACAACGUCUACAACAACGUCUACAACAGCGUGUGCAGCUCUGAUGGCAUGUCUGAGCUGACGUCAUAAACUGUAAACUGUUGGUGACCAUGGAGACGACUACUUGCGAGACUAAGUCUGACCCUGUGACAAGUAAAGCAGCACCAGUGGAACUCGAAAACCAGGGUCAAGGAGACCCGGAAGUUACGUCAUGUGGUGUGCUGGAGGAAGCCCAGACGUCCAGACCCGUUCGCCGCAAAAUAAGGAUUCGAGGGGAGAGAAUCUGCGCCGUGUGCGGAGACCGGGCCAACUCUCACAACUUCGGGGCACUGACCUGCGACACGUGCAAAGCCUUUUUUCGGCGAAAUGCGAAUAAAAGAAGAAAGAUACCAGACUGUGUUUUCGCCAAUAACUGUGUGGUCGACAAAACUACCCGCCGCUUUUGCUCCGCCUGUCGCCUGAAGAAAUGUUUGGCAGUCGGGAUGACACCUGACCUGAUAAUUGGUAACAGAGAAGAGAACGAAAAACAUACAGUAAAGUUAUCGGCGACCAGAACAUCACCAUCGACGAAUGAGAAAUCAGACUCGGAUUCGGUGGGUCCUGGCAACGAGACGCCAAGACAGGCUCCAGGGUAUAAGGACGCGAGCAUCCUGGAAAACCUUUACGCAGAAUCCAUCUGCACGGCUCGUGCAGCCGACAGGGUCAGCAGCGAGUCCUCUGGUCCAACCACUGAGGAGGAAGAGGUCCCACCAUCCCUAGAACCGCAAGCGCAAGAGCAGACCAUCAGCGACGCCAUCCUCGAGUUGUUUGCCGCUGGCUCCGACAUCUCCACGUUGGCUUCCCUUUACGGACUUGAAAGCUCGGUGGGCGAGGGCUCCUCCACCCUGUGUGCCCCAUCCAGUUCCAGGUCACUUCCGCCUCCACCUGACAAGGUAAGGUCACGGGGUCGAGAGUUCAAGCACGUGGCACGCGAGGAGCUACCUUGGGACAUGCAGAUGUACUGGCCCCUGACCGGCGAGGAGCGGGCCCUGCUGACGAAGCUGACCUCCGUGUUCCAGGCGAGCCUCGUCGAUUCUCUCGAAGAACAAAUGUCAUGCUCGCAGGCGGUGGAGAGCGGUUGCCUAACAACAGAGACCAUGGUCAAGAUCCUGGAGAUAUCCAUGUACAAGAACGUCUCCUUCGCCAAGAGUGUGCCGGAGUUCCGGCAGCUGCGGCAGGCGGACCAGAUCAGCUUGCUGAAGGCCUCGGCCAUGCAGAUGUACUCGGUUCGCUGUGCCUCCUGCUACCUGCCGGAGCAGAAAGUGUGGGUAGGCACGCACGGUCACGUGUCCGCCACUGACGUCAUGCGCGUCUUUGACUUCGAGGUUGGCGUGCACGACUUUAUCGACUACUGCACCUCGCUCAAGUGUGUGGCAAAGAACAACAUCACGAUCUACGCCCUCAUGCACUGCAUUGUCCUCUUCGACCCCCGUGGGGCGACCAUCGAGGACCGCGUGCAGGUCAACGCCUUCCGCGACAAGUACGUCAUCCUCCUGAAGCACUACCUGGAGUCCGAGUACUCCUUUUCCUUCGCCGAUCUGUACAUGGCAGAGAUCAUGGAGAGUCUGUACGACGUCCGCGUGCUGGGCGAGAAUCUGCAAACUUUCUACCGACAAUACUCGUCUCUCUUCUUGCCUCUGGUCGCUGAGUGCAUGUCAGUGUAGACCGUGGUACUUGCAGCUGGUACCGGAGAGAGAAAGAAAAAGAGAGAGAAGUGUGUGUGAGGGUGUGUUUGUGUGUGUGACCGUGGUACCUUCCUUGUUCGAUUACUACCCUUAGAGAUAACUUCCUUAAGAAUCACCGAUCAUUAGCAUCCUAGUGUUUUAUCCUCCGUCUUUGUUUAUAGCAGAAAUAUGUCAGGCAUCUCAAGCCUUGCUUCCCCAUCAUCAUCAUCAUCACCAUUGUCGUCGUCAUCAUCACCACUCUUUGUAGAAAUUUUAUUUUAAUAGUGCUUGUUUGUGACAUCAGCUAGACUUGUCCUUUUCGCUGUUACCAGCGAUAUCAUUGUUUCUGGCAUCAAGACAGCUUUGAGCGAUUGGUGUUUGUUGUGUGUCUGAGACACAAAAACUGUACACAGACGAACUCAUACAAAGUGUGUAAGGUGCAGGAGGACACGUGUGUCUAAGAAACCUUUACGAUGCCUGUAACAAUUAAUGCUCCUGGAGGGUCAGGGUAGUGCAACAGGUACUUACAGGAAUUCUUACACAUACUGCCUCGAACACUGCAGACUUUGAUUUGUUCGACCACAGAAUAUGUUUGAUGUCUGGAGGUCAAGAGGUGAAAAAAAAACUUGUGAAGACGAGUAACAUGUGCCAUUGACAAUUUCUCUGUGAGAGUUGAGCUACAACGACCGUUUAGCCUGGUCAGCUGACUGUUCUGUAACGUCUGCAAAACUGCGUGACGUUUUGUACAUUGUGACGUUCUGCACAAGUUGAUUCGUGGCAUUUAUGGACCACUUUUGUUGUUUAUCAUGCACAAUAAAUUCACUAAAAACCA
Messenger RNA from Pomacea canaliculata, 2821 nucleotides. Its product is annotated as vitamin D3 receptor B-like. Gene Ontology annotation, biological process: positive regulation of transcription by RNA polymerase II; negative regulation of transcription by RNA polymerase II; cell differentiation. The coding region runs from base 397 to 1989 and encodes 530 amino acids. NCBI's taxonomy places the organism in Eukaryota, Metazoa, Mollusca, Gastropoda, Architaenioglossa, Ampullariidae. Gene Ontology annotation, molecular function: RNA polymerase II cis-regulatory region sequence-specific DNA binding; nuclear receptor activity; zinc ion binding. The transcript has 4 exons. The record is from RefSeq and is a predicted model, not a curated record.